AUGCUCAAAAAGCCUGUGGCUAAAGCGAAAACAAAAAAGCCCGACGGCAAGGCCUGCAAGGGCAAAGCGAAAAAGGCACUGUCGGUGCCGGUCCUAGGUCUUCCACCCGAAAUCGUCCUUCUCAUCGACGAACUGCUCGAUCAGCAAGACCGCCUCGCUCUGGGACGCACAAACCGCUGGUUCUACUCGGUCAUUAACCCCGUGUUGUAUCGCGAUAAUGUCAAGUUGUCCGCUUCUUCGUGUCUCUUCUGGGGCGCCGAGAACGGCCAGUUGGGCACCCUUAAGCAUGCGCUGGCCGCAGGCGCCGAUUUGAAUGCCUCUGGGCCGCUACCGCGCAAGGCUGGGGAGACAGAAGCCAUCGAGACCGAUAAUGACGUCGACGGGAAUGCUGAUGCUGACCCCGCCCCCGAGCUGUUCGAAGAACCCCCCGACCCAAGCAUCCAGCCAUCCUGCACCCCGCUCCAUCUGGCAGCCAAGAACGGCCAUCGGGAGAUUGUGGAAUGGCUCCUCGACAACGGCGCCGACAUCGACGCCCCAUCAUACCGGGUCUGCGACUGCCAGUCCCUCAAGUCCGGGCGGCACCCGUCGCGCCGCCUCUCGGAAUGGCCUCGCUGGCGCGCCCUACACACCGCCAUGUGCAGCCAGGAGCGAACGGUGGCCGAGCUGCUCAUCCACCGCGGCGCAUCGCUCGAGCUAGAUAUCAAACCCGAACACCGGCACACGGCCCUUCACUCGGCCGCCGCCCACGGCCUGAUCCCCGUCAUCAAACUCCUGGCGCUGAACGACCUCAACCUCAACAAAUCUGGAGCGCGCGCGACUCUGCGCGACAUUCGCGACACCAUCACAAAGCUCCUCGCCCUAGGCGCCGACCUGGAGGCCCAUAACGAUAACGGCUAUACCCCGCUCCUCAACGCAUGUUUCAGGGGCAAAUACGCUGUAGCUCACCGCCUGGUCAGCAUCGGCGCGAAUCCCGACCCCCACCGGCACAUCCCCAACUUCCGCGACUACCGGCCGCUGUACUACUGUAUGCUGCAGCGAUCUGAAUUUUUUGAUAUGGACGACGCCCCGGUGAAGCACGACGAAUUCGAAGGAAAUCGGGUCACGCUGAUCAAGGCCUUGGUUGAUGGCGGGGCUGACGUAAACGCCAAAUUUGAUAAGCGUAGCCACCGCGGCGUGACCCCGCUCAUGCUGGCUUGCGAGCUGGCCGAGCCCCGAGCCGUUGCCGCCCUCGUUCAGUGCGGCGCCGAGAUCAACGCGCAAGACCGCAACGGGCGAACCCCACUGUGCUAUGCGGUGACCAUAAGAGUUGACCAUCGUGGUGAAGUGCCCGAGAUCGCCUCUAUUAUGCUCCGACGCGGCGCCCGCAUGGACAUCGAAGAGGAGCCAAACUGCAGCCCUCUGGACACCGCCAUCAAACACAUCCGUUGGGCGGAGGACGAUGUCCUCGAGGCAAUGCUGACCGCCGCCGACGAGACCAACCUCACAGAGACGAAGCUCAAGGAGGCCCUGAAGAGUUGCGCUUCCUGCGGCAACCAUAAGGCGUUAAAGCUCCUCCUUGACUUUGCUGACAGGGUGUACAAGGUGACCGAUGCCGAUGUGAAGGAGUACCUGUGCCGUAUCAUCGAACAGAGCGAUCCGUGGAACCAGAUCGAGACGUUCAACUGCAUGAUGGAUUUUGGGAGACCGGUGUACACCAACGAAAUGCUGUUGCUCAAGACCAUCAUGCAGCAGAACCGGGAACUGAGCCUGGCGGUCAUGGCCCGCGGACUUUCCAUCAGCGAGCCCAGGUUCCAUGGUGACCAGACGUAUCUGCAUCUCGCGUGCCACUGGGGUGAUGUGGAGGUGGUGAGAGCGUUGCUGGACCGUGGAGCCGACGUCGACGUCUUCGACCGGGACCUUCAAACGCCAUUGUCGGUCGCCGUGAGCGAGAACUACGUGUCCAUUGCGGUAGCGCUUAUGAAAGAAGUUGCCGACCCGUUCAUCACGCCUUCGGACGAACUCCUCCAGAAGCUGUUUAGCGAGGAAGAAGACGAGGACGAGUGGCGUUUCGUCAAGCGGCGCUAUCUCACCGCGUUCGACCUCGCCAUCCGCGACGACCGCGUCGAGAUCAUUCAGGACAUGCUCUCGCGCUACGCCCUCCCGGACAUCCCUCCCAAAUCCAAGUCCAGCUACGUGCACCGCGCCAGCCAAAACCCCAACCCGGCCAUCCUCAAACUGCUCCUCGAAAAGGGCGCCGACCCCACCGGCGGCAAGGACUGCCCCAACCCGCCCGCGGUGGCCCUCAUCCGCCGCGUGUGGGACCAGCCGCAGCUGCCCGACGUCGCGGUCAGCCUCCUGCAGACCGCCAAGCUGCUGCUGGCCAAAUACCCUGUCCUCUCCCUGCCCGCGGCCCUGGUAAGGGAGAUUAGCGCCGCCACCAGCGACGACCCGCAGAGGCAGGAGCUGCGCGAGGUGGUGAUGCGCGAGCUGGAGAUCCGUCUUGUGGACUAUAAGGGUGGUAAGGCGGCGGAGUUGCGCUGCGUGACGUACCCCAAGGGGCAGGGGGCGCUGGGGUCUGAGGAGAUCAUCAUCCCGGCGGAGUAG
This is a messenger RNA of Chaetomium globosum CBS 148.51, 2583 nucleotides long. RefSeq lists its product as uncharacterized. Gene Ontology annotation, molecular function: protein binding. The transcript has 2 exons. Bases 1 to 2583 code for a protein of 860 amino acids. The record is from RefSeq and is a predicted model, not a curated record. Gene Ontology annotation, biological process: protein localization to ciliary inversin compartment. Gene Ontology annotation, cellular component: ciliary inversin compartment. NCBI's taxonomy places the organism in Eukaryota, Fungi, Ascomycota, Sordariomycetes, Sordariales, Chaetomiaceae.